Molecule: messenger RNA, 1704 nt
Organism: Spea bombifrons (plains spadefoot toad)
Lineage: Eukaryota; Metazoa; Chordata; Amphibia; Anura; Pelobatidae
Gene: GNB5
Product: G protein subunit beta 5
Exons: 12
Coding region: 6-1193 (395 amino acids)
Biological process (GO): G protein-coupled receptor signaling pathway; G protein-coupled dopamine receptor signaling pathway
Cellular component (GO): cytoplasm; heterotrimeric G-protein complex
Molecular function (GO): protein binding; signaling receptor complex adaptor activity
Source: RefSeq, a predicted model, not a curated record
CCAAGAUGUGUGAUCAAACGUUCCUCACUGUCUUGUUUGGUCCCUGUAGCAGAUGCCACAGGGAAAGACCUUUAAGGACUAUUUACAUCAAAGCUGAGCCAGUGACCUUCUGCUCACUAUGCGUGGAAAUGAUGGCAACUGAAGGCUUGCAGGAGAACGAGACCUUGGCUUCUCUGAAGAAUGAAGCAGAGAGCCUUAAAGGAAAGCUGGAAGAAGAGAGAGCCAAAUUGCAUGAUGUGGAAUUACACCAAGUGGCAGAGCGCGUGGAGUCUCUUGGACAAUUUGUCAUGAAGACAAGGCGGACGCUGAAGGGUCAUGGCAAUAAGGUGCUCUGCAUGGACUGGUGUAAAGAUAAAAGAAGGAUUGUGAGCUCAUCCCAGGAUGGAAAAGUGAUUGUGUGGGAUGCAUUCACCACCAACAAGGAGCAUGCGGUUACUAUGCCUUGUACCUGGGUCAUGGCGUGUGCCUAUGCCCCGUCCGGCUGCGCGAUUGCAUGUGGCGGUCUUGACAAUAAGUGCUCAGUGUACCCGCUGACCUUCGAUAAGAAUGAAAACAUGGCAUCAAAGAAGAAGUCUGUAGCAAUGCACACUAACUACCUGUCUGCUUGUAGCUUUACUAAUUCAGACAUGCAGAUUCUGACAGCUAGUGGAGAUGGGACAUGUGCUCUGUGGGAUGUGGAGAGUGGACAGCUGCUCCAGAGUUUUCACGGACAUGGAGCUGAUGUUCUUUGUCUGGAUCUGGCACCUUCUGAAACCGGAAAUACCUUUGUGUCUGGGGGCUGUGACAAAAAGGCAAUGGUCUGGGACAUGAGAACCGGGCAAUGUAUUCAGUCCUUCGAGACUCACGAGUCUGACAUAAACAGUGUCAGGUAUUACCCUAGCGGAGACGCGUUUGCUUCAGGUUCAGACGAUGCCACGUGCCGGCUAUAUGACCUACGGGCUGAUAGAGAAGUGGCCAUUUAUUCCAAGGAAAGCAUCAUUUUUGGAGCAUCGAGUGUGGAUUUCUCUCUGAGUGGUCGUCUCCUCUUUGCUGGAUAUAAUGACUACACGAUUAAUGUCUGGGAUGUUCUGAAGGGGACAAGGGUGUCCAUCUUAUUCGGCCAUGAGAACAGAGUCAGCACUUUACGUGUGUCUCCUGAUGGAACUGCUUUUUGCUCGGGGUCGUGGGAUCACACGCUAAGAAUCUGGGCAUAAUUCCCCGGCAGCUGUCCUGAUGAAACAAAGCAUGUGUACCUAUGAUGUUCGCAUCUGUACAUUGUCUUGGGAAACUUGCUGCACAAAGAAAACGAUGCAGUUUACAGACGAUAACUACCCCCUAUAUAUAUAUAUAUAUAUACAUAUAUAUGAUACUUAGCAGUUUGAUAGAUGCCAAUAAGGGUUAAAUUUACUUCUCCAAGAUUUUAAAUUGUCCAUAUUACCUAUGCGGUAUUAAGGUUGGACACUUGUUUCUUAAGUUGGUACAUCUGUGUCCUCAUGCUCCACCCAAGGUGCUCUAUUGAGAGCUUCCACUCAUAACAUAACUCAGAGGAGGAAUUGCUGGCAGAGACCUCGAAGCUUGGAUACGAGAGAGUCCUGGAAACUACCAUCUGAGAACGGCCAAGAUGACCCUUGGUAACGCAUAGUUAAUGUUGGGAGAUUUUUCAUACUACUGGAAUUCACCUUUUAGUAGAUUCUUCUUUUCAUGUGCACCCCCAGUCAACAAAUG